ACAUUAUUUUUUUAAAAUAAAGUGUGUGGUUAUUAUUAUUUUGGUCAUACAAUAACAAAUAAUAAAUUUGUAAUUUUUGUGUUGAUUAUAAAAGACUUUUUCAGGUGCCUUUAUAUAAUGAAUAACAACGAUCGAAAGAAACCUUUAAAAGAAAAUAGAAAUAAAAAUUCACAAAAUUCAUCCCAAGAAUCAAAAUCUAUCGAGAAGCAACACAUGCUAACAAAUAUAAAAAGAUAUAAUUCUGGUUCAAAUUGGAACAAGCAUAUUUCUGAAAAUCAUAGUAAUAAUCCUAAAGAAACUGAAUCAAAUAAACAGACUUCUGACAGUUCAACUUCUCAACUGAGUAAGUCGGCGCGUCGUCGUCAACGACGUCAGCAAGAAAUACAACUCACUAUUAAUCAAGCAAACAAUGCGGAAAGCUCAGCACAUGCUCCUGUUGUAAAUAAAGCGGAUCAGAAUGUUUGUAUUAAAGCAAACAAUGUAACUAGAGAAACUAUUGAUGAGAAGUUACUUGUACCAACAAAUAUAAGCAGAAAUGCUGCUGGUUCAAAUUGGGUUAAGCAUUCAUCGGAUAAAGAUGACGAUGUUAAGGAAGUUGUAUUAAAUAAACAAAAUUCGGAGAGUUUGAAUUCACAGCUCAGUAAAUCGGCACGCCAACGUCGGAAACGUCAAGCACAACGUGAACUCUAUGUAGCAAUGGACUGUGAAAUGGUUGGUAUUGGGCCCCAUGGCAAUGAUGAUAUGUUAGCCCGUGUUUCAAUUGUAAAUAAAUCAGGCGAAGUGUUAUUGGAUAAAUAUGUAAAACCACGAGAGAAGGUGGUGGACUAUCGUACUGAAAUAAGUGGAAUAAGACCAACCGAUAUUGAAAAUGGAGAAGAUAUUACUGUUGUACAGGAUGAAGUUAUUGAAAUUUUGCAAGGCAAAAUAUUAGUUGGUCAUGGCAUACGUAAAGAUUUGUCAGUCCUCUACAUAAAACAUCCAUAUAAAAAUAUACGUGACACUUCUCGUUACAGGCCAUUGUCUCGAUUAAUAUCGAAUGGCCGAACACCAUCAUUAAAACGUUUAAGCGAAGAAAUACUUGGUUUAAAAAUUCAAACAGGAGAACACAACUCUAUUGAGGACGCAAGAGCAGCAAUGAACAUAUACAAUCGUUUAAGUCAAGAUUGGGAAAAAUAUAUACAAAAAAGGAAGUACAAAACCAAUUCAUCCCAUUUUUAUUGAAGACUUUGAUACAAUUUUCUAUACUUGCACAUCUUUGUACAUUAUUUAUAUCAAUUCAAUAAAAAAAGUA
Molecule: messenger RNA, 1291 nt
Organism: Teleopsis dalmanni
Lineage: Eukaryota; Metazoa; Arthropoda; Insecta; Diptera; Diopsidae
Product: RNA exonuclease 4
Exons: 3
Coding region: 118-1221 (367 amino acids)
Biological process (GO): rRNA processing
Cellular component (GO): nucleus
Molecular function (GO): 3'-5' exonuclease activity; nucleic acid binding
Source: RefSeq, a predicted model, not a curated record